Messenger RNA from Gallus gallus (chicken), 3008 nucleotides. RefSeq names its product collagen type IX alpha 3 chain (gene COL9A3). Bases 144 to 2171 code for a protein of 675 amino acids. Lineage: Eukaryota; Metazoa; Chordata; Aves; Galliformes; Phasianidae. The transcript is spliced from 32 exons. The record is from RefSeq and is marked provisional.
GCCUGUGCUCCUGAGCUCUGCCCCUCCAGUGGGAGCUGCAGGUUUAUCUGGAGGCGAGGAGUCUCAUUUGUAAGCCAAGAUCCAGGGGGAGAGAAACAGUUUGGCUGCCCAGGAGUAAAAAGGAGAGACAGAGCCUGGGCACGAUGACUGUAUUCCCCACUCUUGGGCUACUCUUCCUUUGUCAGCUAUUAGCCACAACAUCAGCUCAGAGAGUAGGACCACAAGGCCCUCCUGGACCACGAGGACCCCCUGGACCAUCUGGCAAGGACGGCAUAGAUGGUGAGCCGGGCCCUUCUGGUUUGCCAGGCCCACCAGGACCAAAGGGUGCACCAGGAAAGCCUGGAGCAGCUGGUGAAGCUGGGCUGCCUGGCCUUCCUGGAGUAGACGGUUUAACAGGAACUGAUGGCCCUCCUGGCCCAAAUGGGCCUCCAGGAGACCGUGGUGCAUUGGGACCUGCUGGGCCACCUGGACCAGCUGGUAAAGGACUACCAGGACCCCCAGGGCCUCCAGGACCCAGUGGACUUCCAGGUGGAAAUGGAUUUCGGGGUCCUCCUGGGCCUUCUGGUCUGCCAGGAUUCCCAGGGCCUCCUGGACCACCCGGACCUCCCGGUCUCGCAGGCAUCAUUCCCGAAGGCGGUGGGGACCUCCAGUGCCCAGCUCUGUGCCCACCAGGUCCUCCUGGUCCUCCAGGAAUGCCAGGCUUCAAGGGACACACUGGUCACAAAGGAGAACCUGGUGAAAUAGGCAAAGAAGGAGAGAAGGGCAGCCCUGGCCCUCCGGGUCCUCCAGGCAUCCCUGGCAGCGUUGGCCUGCAGGGCCCAAGAGGACUAAGAGGUCUCCCUGGUCCAAUGGGUCCAGCUGGUGACAGAGGUGACAUCGGUUUCAGAGGGCCGCCUGGAAUCCCAGGACCUCCGGGGAGAGCUGGAGACCAAGGAAACAAAGGACCUCAAGGAUUCAGAGGGCCCAAAGGCGAUACUGGUAGACCCGGACCAAAAGGAAACCCAGGGGCUCGUGGGCUCAUAGGAGAACCUGGCAUACCUGGCAAGGAUGGACGGGAUGGAGCUCCUGGACUCGAUGGUGAGAAGGGUGAUGCAGCUCGGAUGGGUGUUCCUGGAGAGAAGGGGCCAAACGGACUUCCCGGACUGCCUGGAAGAGCAGGGAUUAAAGGCUCUAAAGGUGAACCAGGCAGUCCUGGAGAGAUGGGAGAGGCGGGUCCCUCUGGAGAGCCAGGUAUCCCCGGUGAUGUCGGUAUUCCUGGUGAUAGAGGUCUGCCGGGACCCAGAGGAGCAACUGGUCCCGUUGGUCUCCCAGGCCCCAUUGGAGCUCCCGGUGUCCGAGGCUUCCAGGGUCCCAAAGGUGCCAGUGGGGAACCUGGCCUUCCUGGUCCGACUGGAAUUCGUGGAGAGUCUGGUGACAGGGGUCCUGCUGGUGUUAUUGGUGCCAAAGGUAGCCAGGGCAUUGCUGGAGCAGACGGUCUCCCAGGUGACAAAGGAGAACUGGGUCCCUUUGGUCCUCCUGGCCAAAAAGGAGAGCCAGGAAAAAGAGGAGAACUGGGUCCAAAAGGUGCUCAAGGACCCAAUGGGACAGCUGGAGCUCCAGGGAUCCCAGGACACCCAGGGCCCAUGGGCCAUCAGGGGGAGCAGGGCGUUCCUGGCAUCACAGGCAAACCGGGGCCUCCUGGCAAAGAGGCCAGCGAGCAACAUAUAAGAGAACUCUGUGGGGAAAUGAUAAACGAUCAAAUUGCACAGUUAGCUGCUAAUCUAAGAAAGCCCUUAUCUCCUGGGAUGACGGGGCGCCCUGGUCCUGCUGGUCCACCGGGUCCUCCAGGAGCGACGGGAAGCGUUGGACAUCCUGGUGCUCGUGGUCCACCCGGAUACAGAGGGCCAACAGGAGAGCUUGGUGAUCCUGGUCCCAGAGGUGACACAGGCGAAAAGGGAGAUAAAGGACCGGCUGGACAAGGAAUUGAUGGGCCUGAUGGUGAUCAAGGACCUCAAGGACUUCCUGGUGUACCUGGAAUUAGUAAAAAUGGUCGGGAUGGUGCUCAGGGUGAACCCGGUCUUCCAGGGGAUCCCGGUACUCCUGGUGCUGUUGGGGCUCAGGGAACUCCAGGCAUAUGUGACACAUCAGCUUGCAUGGGAGCUGUCGGAGCAUCGACUUCCAAAAAGUCAUAAAACAGUACAAGAAGUGGAGAAGUGACUGAAUAUUUAAAUAAACAGUGCAUUGUAAGAAAACAGACAAUCUUCCUAGUGAUAAAUGGACAGAUGUUCCUUCUAUUAUAAGUGGAGACUUUGACACAAUAAUUCAGUUCUAUGAAAAAGAAAGCAUCAGAUGAAAACCAUAACUAAAGAUGCUUUAUGAGCAUUUUUUCCUCCUCCCCCAAUUAUUUUCCAGAAUUUUUACUGCUAAAUCACCUCACCUUCCCUGCCUCCCCGUGUCGAAGAGACCUGCAAGAGGAAGUGUUCCUUUUUACCAUCAUCUCCCAGGCUGUACUAGCGCAGCUUUUUUGUAUAAAUGUUUGAUCCUUUGUCAAUUGAAUUCCUCGGUGCUGCUCCCACUGACUUCAGUCAUGCAGGUUUGUGCACUAACAUCCACGUCGUUCAGGUUUCAGGCACCUAACUGCUGCUUAGAGCAGUGGAAAUAAGGCAUUUAAGCAUCCAAUAUUUUAACACCUUAACACUCUGGGCUAAGACCACAGCUUAGGUAUAUGCUGCCUAUUAUCAGUAUUCAGACUGCACCUCAAAUAUUUGCCCAGCCUAGUAAUUACUAAGCCUCUUGCCAUCAAAUUCUGCAAAAGGUGUAAUGUAUAUAUUUUAAUUUACAGGGGAGAGUUUUUGUAUUUCCAUAUGAUAACAAAGGAAGUUAAGUAACAGCAUUUUCAUGACCUCAACUUAAGCUAUUUGCACAGUAAUCAUGAAAGAAGCCCCAAAUAAGGAAGGAUGCUCUUCUAAAGUUCAGCCAAAAAAAGACUUGUAUGAACUGUUGUAAAAAUAAAAGGAGAUUUUUUUUAA